Plasmodium vinckei vinckei is the source of this 1815-nucleotide messenger RNA. Its product is annotated as U4/U6.U5 tri-snRNP-associated protein 1, putative. The transcript has a single exon. Gene Ontology annotation, biological process: maturation of 5S rRNA; mRNA cis splicing, via spliceosome. The record is from RefSeq and is a predicted model, not a curated record. Lineage: Eukaryota; Apicomplexa; Aconoidasida; Haemosporida; Plasmodiidae. The coding region runs from base 1 to 1815 and encodes 604 amino acids. Gene Ontology annotation, cellular component: U4/U6 x U5 tri-snRNP complex.
AUGGAAAAAGAGAAUGGUAAUAAAAAAAGUGGAAGGGGUAGAAAAAAAAAAGAAACCACAAAUGAAGAAGCAGAAAAUGAAGUGAAGAAAAAUAAAGAAGCGGAAAAUGGGGAAGCAAAAACGAUAAGCGAAGAAUUUAAAGAUGACAUUGAUGAUGUCCAAGAUUGGGUAAAUAAAACAAGACAUGCUAUGAAUAAAAAGUUAGAACCAGAAAAUAUAAAAUACAGUGAUGAUGAAGAUGAAGAAGAAGAUGGGGUAUCAAAAAAAGGAAAAAAAAAGGGAAAAAAACAAACAAAAAGUAGUAAAAAAUUUUCUACUAGUUUAAAAGUACAACAUAAAAACGAAGACAUUCAAAAUGAUAUGGUUUUAACAUUAAAAGAUCAAAAUGUUUUAAGUGAUGAAGAUGAUUGUUUAGUCAAUGAAGAAUUAAAAAAACAAAAUAUUAAAAGUUUAGUAACAAAGAAUGAUGAUAAUUAUUGGAAUCAAAAUUAUUAUGAUCCGCUCUCAUAUUAUAAUAAUGACUUAAAAAAUGAACAAACAGAUAAGAACACAUCUAUAAAUAUGCUUCCGAAAUAUGACGACAAAGAGGAAUCCUUUGAUGUGCAGGUAAAUUAUAAUUCCGAUGAAGAAGACAAUAAAAAAAAAAGUAACAAAAAAAAUCGUACUAAUAAAACAAACAAAAAUAUAGAUGAUUUAAAGAAAAGAACUCUCAAUAUUAUUGAAGAUGCUGUCACAGAAAGUGGUAAAGCUAUUCAAAUGAAAAAAAGAAAAAUUAAAAAUAUAAAUAAAAGAAAAUCAGAUGAUGUAUGGAGUUUCUUAUAUGAUGACCCAGUAAACAAAGAAAAGGAAACAGAAAAAAAUGAUGGAGAUAAAAUAAAAAAAGAAAAAAAUACAAUAACAUCAAAUAAUGACAGUACAAAGACAAAUAGUAAUAUUCUACAAGAUGUUAUGGAAAAAAUCAAAGAAGAAAAUAUGAAUAUGGAAUUUAAUUAUUUCGAUGAUACAUUACUUAGUCAAAAUGAAGAAGAAAAAGAAUUAUAUGAACUAUUAGAAAAAGGAAAUGAUUUAAAAAAUAAAAAAAAAAAAAGAAUUAAUUAUCAAAAUGAACUAUUAGAACGAGUUAUAAUAAAUGAUGAUGAUAAAAAAAUUGAUGACGAAAAAAAUAAUAAUACUAUAAAAUUAACAGAUACUUCUGAAUUUUGUAAAAGCAUAUACUUACCAAUAGAUAUGCAUGAAAGUGUUAAAAAGUCAGGAGUGAAAAAAAAUGAUAAAAUGAAUGGUAUAGAAAUUGCAGUAUCUGAUCGUGCAAAUAAUUCAAACAGACUUUCAAAAUUAAAUCAUAGUGAUGAAGAGGAAAAUGAUAAAGAUUCAAUAAAAAAUGAUGAACAUGAUGAAGAAAUAGAUCUUUCAGAAAAUGGUGUAUCUGAAAUUUUUAAUGAAAUUAAAUUAGAUGAAGGAUUAUUUGGAGCAUUAGAAUAUUUGAAAACGAAAGGGGAAUUAAAUAUAGAAGAUAAGAUAUAUAGAAACCCUGAAAAUAAACCAUUACAUAUGGCUACAGAUAAAAAUGACAUUAAAAUCGAUUAUAAAAAUGAUACAGGAAAAGUUAUGACACCAAAAGAAAGUUUUCGCUACAUUUCCUGGAUUUUUCAUGGAAAAAAACAAGGUAAAAAUAAAUUAGAAAAAAAAAUUAAAAGAAUGGAAAUUGAAAGAAGAUUUAAAGAAAACCCAAUGGAAUCCCUUCCAACAUUAAAUGUUCUUAAAAAAGUUCAAGAAGUUCAAAAAAAAGUUUAUUUUACCUUAUCCAAUAAUGGGUAA